Canariomyces notabilis is the source of this 3690-nucleotide messenger RNA. RefSeq lists its product as uncharacterized. The record is from RefSeq and is a predicted model, not a curated record. Lineage: Eukaryota; Fungi; Ascomycota; Sordariomycetes; Sordariales; Chaetomiaceae. Bases 119 to 3223 code for a protein of 1034 amino acids. The transcript has 2 exons.
CACGAUACAUAUUUGUCUUUGCGCGGCCGGGGGAAACCGGCCGCUUGACAAUUCCAGAACACCAGGUAGCCGAUAGCGCCACUAGCAUGUCACCAGCUCCCUGAAGUCGUCGUUCGCCAUGUCGUUGACCGCUGCUUCCAACCUCGGCCAUCGAGCCCGGUGCUACAGGGCCGCCCGCCCAGCGGCUCUCGGCUCUCUUAGAAGCACAGUUGUGUGUCACCAUCCCUCGCAGCAAUCCCGCGGUUUCCGCUUCGGUCGUCUCUGGUGGUCUUAUUACCAUCAGGAUUUGCACCAUGACAUCUACCAUCGCCAUCGCCGUUUCCGGUGCAAAUAUGCCGAGAUUCUCAAUCGCCGGUUGUCUUGGGAAAAGCCAUCGCUCGCCCAGGAUGCCACAGCAAGGUUGAAGCAAAUGGUCUACAAUUGCUGGCAUCCCCAUUUCAGGGCAAGCCAGACCAAUGGGCGGUACAUGAACACCGAUGCUGCGCCCAAAACUCCGGACAAUCCGGAUGGCGUCCGACCUGGGCAAAACAUUGAAGAUGCAGAGCGAGCACCCUUGGAGCAUCUCCUCUUCGGCAAAAGCUACAAUAACCCGAAGUGGAAGAGUGCGGCCGGCAGUGGAUGGAACAGCCCUGACUCGACCCCAACGCAACCAAGCACUGACCCAGAGUAUGUUAUCGACCCCAUCACGAACCGCAAGGUCCUCAAAAAGCGGCCUGGCAACACGCGUUCAGCCUCAGACGGAGCCGCGGAGAUCCCGAUCAAGGUAUUCAAGAACUACGGGUCCCACUUCGGGCAGUUCAGGCCGCACGAGUUCCAGGAAGGACAGGCUCCCAUCUUCUACGAUGGCCCGCCACCCCGGUCUGAACUUGACAGCUAUCGUCGUGUUCGAAUCGACGAGCCAGGGGACCCUAACAGUCAGUUUGCUGAGCAGCGCGGCCAAAGUGGGCCUGAACGAUCAUCACUCCGCCAUGGUACUGCCCAGUUUUCUAACCUCGUGGAUGCUCUUACUGCGACGCACAAGGAGGUUGACUGGCAGCGAAACGAUGGCAUCUCGCUAACCUCUCCUGAGUACCCGGAUUUGCACAAGUAUCGACCUGUAUCCAUUGGGGAGCUGCCCACCCUUGACAAAUCUACAGAAAGCCCCCGCUAUAAGGACCUGAACAAGUACACUGCUUUCAGAUACAACGAGCCCGAUGGUAAAACUUCAGACAUAGAACCGCUUCAAGGAGCCGAGGAGUUGGACAAGUAUGGCGCUGUGAGGAGCCAUGAACCGGAUGGCAAGUACAAGGUGGAGGCAGAACCCGAGACAGACCCGCAAGAACUGAGCAGAUAUCGACCCGUGCGGUCUCACGAGCCGGAUGGCAAAUACAAAAUACAGGAGCCAAUACCAAAGCAUGACGACUUUGACAAGUAUGUCAAUCCUAACAGCCCCGAACACCUGGAGCGACGUCUUGCGGAACCUGAAGAGGCCGCGCCGGACCCAGCGGAAUUGGCCCGGUAUCGCGAGCCCGUUCUGAGCCACGAACCCGACGGCAAGUAUGCCGCCGAGUAUGCGGAGCCCGGACCUGACCUGGCUGAGCUGGCAAAGUACCGCAAACCCUUCUUCAGUCAUGAGCCGGAUGGCAAGUAUGCUGCUUCUUACGUGGAAGAAAGGCCAGGAGAUGCCGAGUUGGCUGGGUACCAAGCCUUCCGGAGUCAUGAGCCAGACGGAAAAUACGCAACAAACUAUACCAGACCCACAUACGAUCCCGCGGAGUUGGCUACAUAUGGACCAUUUCGCAGCAAUGAGCCGGAUGGGAUAUACGCUGCCGACAAUGCGCCAGCCGAAGCCAAGUCUGCGAGAGAGGCCGCAGACCUAGGCAACCACGAAGCGUUCGGCUACGAAGACUUGGAAACUAUCCCCGCUUAUGGAGACGCCCAACUCCACAAGGAUGCCUCGGACGCCCCUGGAUGCGAGACUACGCAGAUGGACAAGUCGUACGAGCCACGGACCGCUCCGGUUGAGGGAGGCUAUGAUGCAGAAGAGCUGAAGAAGUACCAAGCCGUCCGAUGGAAUGAGCCCGAUGGGAAACCCGCCAAUGAACAAGCUACCAACCAAGGAUUCUUCGAGUAUGAUCUCAAACGCGAGUCGACUUCCGAGGCAAAGACGCCGUACCGGAAGGUUGUGGAGGAGCUGAUGGCUCACUCGGUCGUCGCUGACUCGGAUACUGCAGGUGCUGAGUCUGCAGCACGGUCAUUCGAACAGAGUGCGGGCAGUCAAAGAGGCGUCAACAGAGAGGACCAGAAGGCAGCACCUCUGACAGGAAAUUAUGUUCGAGAUUUCCCGGAGGAUUUCGCGCAUGACUGGACAUCCAAGAUUUCUGAAGCGCAAGCUUCGCUUGUGGCGACAGAGCGAGGUGCGUCCGAGAAUCAUGUUUCGGAAACGAAGGAUACCAGCGAGGCUGUGCAGCCGGCCCUUGAACGACUUAGCAAAUUCCGUACCCCGAAGACUGCCAGUGGUGAGGGGGAAGGGAACACCGCACAGCCGUCUCAACCUGUUCAUCCCCCGGGGCCUAGUCUUUACAAGAUUAUCGUCUACGACCCUACGAUGCAGAGCAUUGAGGUUGCCGAGACGACUUCUGUGGUACCCGACAGCGCUGCCCCCCUGACACCGGCUGAGGUACUUUUGCGAAUUUCGAACCCGGCCAGGUUUUUCCCCCACUUCGCCCCUCUCCAAGCCGAAGGAUUUGAGAUUGUCUCCGGCAGCGGCGACGUUCUCAUCUUCCGCAAGGUUCGAGAGGCGAAUCCCCAAGCCCACCAAACCUCGCCGGCCCCCAUGGAAGCCGUCACAUCCACCGCCGCCGCCUCUUCCCAUGCUGCCGUAUCUUCCAGUCCCGCCGUCACUGCCCACGCCGCCGUCAACCCAAUUGAUAAGACAGGGGGGCUCAUGGAAUACACGGUUGCCGCCGGCCGCUUUGCUAGCCCCACCGGCUUUGUCAACUACGACCUGCCGCCGCCUACCGCUUACCAGGCCGAAUCAGCCGAGUCGGGUAGCAGCGUGCGCCUUGACGAGCCAGUGCUCCGCGCGAAGAACGCUGAUUACGAAGAGCGCAAGCACGCCAGCCUCCCAAAGAGAGUCGCUGUUGGCGCUGCAUGGUUGGCUGGUAUCUCCUACUCGAUUGGAGUCGUGGCUGAGUAUUUCAAGACUGGCGGCGCUGACGGCAAAGGUCCCAAAGGGCUGUGAGGGAGUUGCCUUUUGGACGCAGAUCUCUUGAGCGUGGUGUUCUUCAAUGUGUUUCAAGUCUUUCCUUUGGAGUUUCUGCGUGGUAGGCGUACAUGGCUAUACCUAUCGGCAUUGGAGUACUGGGGUAGGGUUGGGAUCCGGUACGGGCAAUGGCAUUUUGACUUCCAUUCCUCUCGCUUAUACAUCAGGAGGUUACUGGAUCAGACUGCGCGUACAAUACACGAGUGGGCUGGGCUGGAUGGCUUAGGUGCGCUGCUUUGGUUGUACUGUAUAGGAUGCUACUCAACAGCGACAUUGUCAACUCUUCUUCCCCUGCUCCAGACGCGGUGAUCUGUUAGGGGCAUUACAGUCGUUGGUGCUGGCUGUUUCAAUUGUGACUGUGCCACCGGAUGUCAACGGAUCAGUGGCAACUCAGACAAGUCGACUGUGAACUGAUAGCUUGCGGCGCGAGUCCCUUUUGUUCUUAA